Molecule: messenger RNA, 2751 nt
Organism: Coffea eugenioides
Lineage: Eukaryota; Viridiplantae; Streptophyta; Magnoliopsida; Gentianales; Rubiaceae
Product: peptide-N(4)-(N-acetyl-beta-glucosaminyl)asparagine amidase
Exons: 17
Coding region: 105-2273 (722 amino acids)
Biological process (GO): glycoprotein catabolic process; protein quality control for misfolded or incompletely synthesized proteins; protein deglycosylation
Cellular component (GO): nucleus; cytosol
Molecular function (GO): peptide-N4-(N-acetyl-beta-glucosaminyl)asparagine amidase activity
Source: RefSeq, a predicted model, not a curated record
CCUAUAAAUCCAAACUCCGAAGUUUCACGCGACCGAAAAGAAGAAUAAGAAGUGAAAAAAGAAAAGCGCCAGUGAUCACCGCAGAAGAAAGGAAUCAAGCAACCAUGGUGGUCCGAAAAUUCGUAGUUAAGCACGAUGAUUCCACCUUCGACGUCGAUUACGACACCGACAAUGGCUUUGAAGUCUUCAAAUUCCAGCUCUUCUCCCUCACCUCAGUUCCUCCUGACGAGCAGAAGAUACUGGGAGGGGAAGAUGAUCGGGUUGUGUCUGAUGACUCUGAUCUCUCAUUGGUUCCCUCGGAUAAGCUUCGCUUGGUAUCUGUUGAUGAUCAUGAAGAAAAGGGGAAGUCUGAUACUGAAUUUGCAAUCUCCGAUGAAGAAUUUGCGCGGAUGUUGCAGGCAGAAGAAGAUGCAUUAAUGAUGCAGCAGUUGGUUGUUAGUGAGAAUAAGGACCAAUUUGAGCAGCAGAUACGGCCGUAUGUUGAUCAAGUUCGAAUGUAUGAAGAUCCACAUCGUCAAGAAGCAGCUCGGAAGACUGUUCCUGUUGACAAGCUGGAGGAGAAAGCAUUGGUUGCUUUAGCCAGGGAGGGAAAUUUUGAACCUACAAAAGGUGAGCAAGAUCAUGCUUUCCUCCUGCAGCUGCUGUUCUGGUUUAAGCAAUCAUUCAGGUGGGUAAAUGCACCUCAUUGUGAUAAAUGUGGUAAUGAAACUGUCGGACAGGGCGGGGGUGUUGCAGAUCCAUCUGAAACUCGUUAUGGAGCUUCUCGGGUUGAGCUUUAUCGAUGCAAUUUGUGCAAAGGUAUCACUCGCUUCCCGAGAUAUAAUGAUCCUCUAAAGCUUCUUGAAACAAGAAAGGGGAGGUGUGGGGAGUGGGCUAAUUGCUUCACUCUAUAUUGUCGAGCCUUUAACUAUGAAUCUCGAUUAAUUUUGGACUUCACUGAUCAUGUUUGGACAGAAUGCUUCUCACCUUCUCUAGGAAGAUGGAUGCAUCUUGAUCCUUGUGAAGGAAUUUAUGACAAUCCUCUAUUGUAUGAGAAAGGCUGGAAAAAGAAUUUGAACUAUGUGAUUGCUAUAGCCAGAGAUGGAGUUUAUGAUGUCACUAAACGUUACACAAGAAAGUGGCAUGAGGUCCUGGCUCGAAGAAACUUGGCUACAGAGUCCGCCGUUGCAACUAUUCUCUCAAAUAUAAACAAAGAAUGUCGACAAAAUUUUUCAUCCCAAUUUCGUGUAGCACUUGAGGAACGUGACAGAAUUGAAGCAGAAGCACUUGAGAGAGAUCUAUAUUCUAAAGAAAAUGCUUCAGUCUCAUUACCAGGAAGACAGAGUGGUGACAAGGAGUGGCGCAUAUCAAGAUCUGAAUUUGGCUCUGAGUCCUUGACUUCUUCUUCUUGUCCAGUUCGUAAAUGUGUAGAUGACCAUGUGACAAAGAUCUAUAAUGCAUUUUCUCCUAUUAUUUCACAGUUAAUAGGGCAAUCUUCUUCUAAAUCUCAAGCGACUGAAGUCCUAAGGUUGUUGAAAAAGAUUUUAGUGGAUCUCAAGAAUAUGCCGUUCAAAACCAGGAGAACGUACAUUGAUCAUGUUCCAAGUCAUGCGCUGUUUAUUAGGAUGAUCCCGUCUUUUACCCAAUUGCUUGAUGCUCUUUCCCUGAAGAUCGAGUCAAAUGUGAAUGGGAGGAUUGGCAUUUCGUUGGCAUCUGAUCCUGUAAAAACAUCCAUAGCACUGCCUGUUGUGUUCCAUGCCUUGGAUGAUCUAAUAUAUAAUGUUUACCACUGCAAGCAAUUUGAUAAAAAUUCCCUUUCAUGGCCACUUCUGAAGUUAAACAGAAUAUGUUGCGGUCUCGUCCAGGCUAGUGGAGAGGAGCUUCCUUUUGGUAUUUCUACAUCAGCAUUUGAUGGAUCUCGGAUGUCUAAGUGGGAAGAACCAAAUGGUGCAACAGGUUGUUGGAUAAUUUAUAAAGUAUCAGACAAUCAAGUGUAUGAGCUAGUGUCUUAUGAGCUAAUGUCUGCCAAUGAUGCACCUGAGCGGGAUCCAUUGGAUUGGGUGCUCGAAGGAAGUCAAGAUGGAGGCUUGAACUGGCAUAUUUUGGAUAAGGAAACUUCUCAAAUGUUUGAAGAACGGUUUCAGCGAAAAGUAUUUAAGGUCAAAUCACUCGGAAUUUUAGCAAAUGCCUUUAGGUUAAGGUUCUUAGCAGUACGAGAUCCAAAAGCAACUUCAAGGUUCCAAAUAGGUAGUAUUGACUUCUAUUCAAAAGCAGAGUCUGCCUGUCAAAAAUAAAAUGGUCAUACAUUGGUCUAGUGAUCCUGCUAUUGCUUCAUCCCCCGCUUCAUUAUAAGUUAGAGGAAAAACCUAAAACCAAAGCUCUGUACUUCUCCUGCCUCUAUAUAUUUUUUCAUAUAAACCCCUUUAUGCAUUUAUAAGGAUUAAUUUCCAUGAGGGGUAACUUCUGAUGGUGCUUGCCGACAGAGAUGCAAGAAAAUAAGAAGGAAGAGAAUAGAGGAAAAUGUACAGUUGAUAUCGAGUUAUAAGGACUUACCAUUCUGUUAUUCCUGUAGCAAUUGUAGAAUAAAAUUCCUUUUGUUUGUGAAGUGCUUUAACGGAUGUUAAUAUAUGGUGUAAUAUUUGUACUUCAGUAUCAGUUAAUUUCCUUCGUGUAUGGUUGAUUUGACAAGGAAUCCAACGCGUGUUUUCUCAGGCUAGGCCUGUACCUGAUUGGGGAAAUUAAUCCCAUACACAUGUACUUCUCUGUUUUGUA